AUGCGAGAGAACGCUCUCCGACCCUUUGCGCUGUCACAGAGGAACUAUGAGGAUGGCAAGGUCUUGGGGCACAUCGACUUCCUGGAGAACAGGAAGAUCUGCAUGAUGCUGCUCCUUGACGACGAGGGCUCGGAGCUGGAGCUGCAGCCCUUCGACGAGCGCUUCGGCGAGGCGAGGCAGAUGAAGCUGCCCGGCAACCGCCUGGUGCUCUUCCGGCAGGACGUCUACUCGUUCUCGUACCAGGCCUGUGGCUCUGGGAGCUCCCUGCAGUGCCAUUUGGUGUGCAAGUCUGCCGUGCCCAGCAGGGAUGCACACUCCGUGGCUGUUCCAUCGCAGCUGAUGAACGACAAUCAGGUGAUGGUGAGGUCCAUAGGAUGCCACUACCCCGGCUGUGCCGGCAACGUGCACGAUUACUGGGCCGUCACCGCUGGCUGCAACGACGGGCUGGUCAGGGUACCGCCCUCACGAUGGGAUGUGACCGAGUAUUACUCGCCUGAAGACAAGGAAGGCUUCACCUAUGCAACACACGGCGGCUUUUGCCAUGAUGACGAUGUCAUCAUGUUCGACAACACUUUUUUUGAGAUCUCGGAUGCGGAGGCCGGCAACAUGGCCCCCUCGCAGCGCUUGGUUUUGCAGACCGGCUAUGAGGCGCUGCGGAAUGCCGGGAUCAACAAGGCGAAGUGCCAGGGCCUCGCCUGUGGCGUUUACCUCGGAGACUCGGGCUGCGACUGGCCGCAGCUGUUCGCGCACAAUUCCGGCCCUCAGCGCUGCCUGGGCUCCAUGCAAAGCAUCGGAGGGAGCCGUGGCGCCUCGGCUCCCGCCGUCAUGGAAGCGGCGAUCCAUGGCUGCGACCAGCGCUCCCCCGUGGUGGAGUUCAACCACCCCAGGCUGGAGGAGGCGGCGACGGGCGGGCGGGCCCCGUUCGGAGCUCGGAGUUUCGGAGCUCGGAGCUGGGGCGGGGCGUUGACGGAACAGGCGCUGCACUUGGAGCAGCGGGGCGCGGACAGCGGCGGCUUCGUCCAGGGCACUUCCUCGGUGCUGUGGCCGGCGGCCCAGCGCAUGGCGCAGUUCCUGCUGGACACCCAGGCUGAGACUCUGCCAGGCCGGUCCCUGCUGGAGCUGGGCGCUGGCGUGGGCUUGGUGGGCGCCGCUUGCGCCGCCUGCGGUGCCCGCGCGGUGCUCACGGACUGGGAGGGCGCGCUGCCGCUGCUGCGGCGCAACGCGGAGCUGCUGGCGCAGAGAGGCGUUAUGGUGGAGGUGGCCAGGCUAGACUGGGGCUCUGCAGAUCAGGAGGCAAUUCUGGCAGAUACGCCGGGAGGAUUUGAUCUCCUCGUGGGCAGUGACAUCAUCUUGUCCUCCUUUGACCUGGAGGCGCUGUGGGCGAGCUGCCGGGCCCUGCUGGCGCGCCGCGCCGGGGCGCGGCUCUUCUUGGCCUUCGAGUUUCGCGAGGACUGGGAGUCCAUUGGCAACUUCAUCGGCUGGGCAGAGGAUGCAGGCAUGGCGGUCACCCACCAAGCGCUUGGGGAAGAAGACGAUGAGAUCUAUCUCUACACCUUCCGCUGGGAGCAGCCUUGA
Effrenium voratum is the source of this 1575-nucleotide messenger RNA. The record is from the annotation of a GenBank genome assembly. NCBI's taxonomy places the organism in Eukaryota, Dinophyceae, Suessiales, Symbiodiniaceae.